AUGGUUUCUCUCAAGACGAUAUUCUCCGUUGCCGCGGUCCUCGCCACGGCUGCUUCCGCCCUGCCCGCAUCCAUCAGGUUGACGUCCCGGCAAGCCAACUACUACAAGCUCGCUGUGCGGCAAAAUGCCAUGGCCAAGUCCAUGAACCUGACCGAUCCCGUUAUUUUGAACUUCGCCCUGACGUUGGAGCACCUGGAGUCCAGUUUUUACGACCAGGCUCUCAACGAGUCUGGAAACAAGAUGGAUGACAACAUGAGGAACGCUCUGCGCACCGUCCGGGAUUCCGAGGCGACGCACGUCGUCUUCCUCACUUCCUCCCUCGCUCAGACGGGCGCCAAGCCAGUCGAGUCUUGCAAGUACAACUUCAACACGAGCGAUGUCAACAACAUCAUCAAGACGGCAGCCGUGCUUGAGAACGUCGGCGUCGGGGCCUACCUCGGCGCCGCCCCCGCCAUCAGCGACAAGAAUGUGCUCAGCGCCGCCGCCUCCAUCGCCACUGUCGAGGCGCGCCACCAGACCUCUAUCCGCAGCCUCCUUAAACAGGACCUCGUGCCCCAGCCCUUUGACAGCUCCCUCAGCCCCCGCGCCGCCUUCACCCUCGCCAAGCCCUUUAUUGCCUCAUGCCCCGAUGGCUCCAACCUUCCCAUCGAGCCCUUCCCCGCCCUGACCAUGAUGCCGGGCCAGGAGUCUGCCCAGAUGACGGUCGGCUCCUCCGUUAAGUUGCUGGCCGAGCAAGGGGCCGGCUCUGCCAAGAACUGCGCCUUCACCACCACCCCCGACCAGUCCCCCGGCGGCGCCCUCUUCGUGUCCUUUUCCGAGAGCGAGGGCUGUCAGGUUCCCCAGGGAGUGUCCGGAAUCACCUACGUCUUCCUGACGUCGUCAAAUCCCGCCGACAGCGCCGUCACCGACGCCAUCACCGUUGCUGGACCCAUGGCCAUGGUCCUGUCGUGA
Molecule: messenger RNA, 951 nt
Organism: Hirsutella rhossiliensis
Lineage: Eukaryota; Fungi; Ascomycota; Sordariomycetes; Hypocreales; Ophiocordycipitaceae
Product: ferritin-like domain-containing protein
Exons: 2
Coding region: 1-951 (316 amino acids)
Source: RefSeq, a predicted model, not a curated record